CUCAUGCCUCCAGGGAAGAAGCAGGCACCAGGGCGAGCACCCAUGCCUCCAGGGAAGGAGCCAGCAGGGCAAGCACUCAUGCCUCCAGGGAAGGAGGCACCAGGGCGGAGGGAUGAUGCCAAUCGUGGUGAGAUGCCAGACAACCCGCCCCCCACCACCAACUCCAAUCCCGCGCACUCAACCCUAACCCUUGGCGAGAUGGUGACCAAGAAUCCACCAGGGAGGACAAUAGCUGCACGUCCAAGGCAGCCUGCAGGCUUUUCUGAAUAUGAGAAGGAAAGAGCUCAACAUAUUAUGAGGAACAACCAAAUAUUUCAAAGACUUGGGAUCGGUCAAUUGGCAUCACUACUUAAGAAUGUAAGUGCAAAUGUGGAGGAUGAUGGUCCUCAAAAAUCAGGAUCCGAGUACAGUCCACAUGACAAUGAGGGGCUUGAGGAUGAUGAUGAAGUGAUCAGCAAGAGUGUCAAAGUAUCUUCUCAAGGAACACGAUGA
Molecule: messenger RNA, 492 nt
Organism: Panicum hallii
Lineage: Eukaryota; Viridiplantae; Streptophyta; Magnoliopsida; Poales; Poaceae
Exons: 3
Coding region: 4-492 (162 amino acids)
Source: RefSeq, a predicted model, not a curated record